UCAGUCUUCAGUUUGGACGCCGCACAGCCUGUGAUCUUAGAGAACCUCUUUCCCACCAGUGAGUCGGAGGGGAUUAUGAAUUGCUGAGAAGCUCACCCCGGUUUUUCUCGAGAGGAUGCACGGGCGAAACAAGGCCGCACUCUGCACCCUGGUGAUAGCAGCACUUGUUCUGCAAAUCACUAAGGCACAGACGGACUCGGAAGGAGAAGAACUCGUAUACGACAUAAGUGACACACAAAAGACACAAUACUUGAACCAGAAUUUCGAUACGAGUGCUUACAAUUACGGAUAUGAAGUGUCUCCGGACGGUCAAUUUCAUCACGAAGUGCACGGUCCUGACGGCGUAACUUACGGAUGUUACGGGUACGUCAACCCGUUCGGUAAAUUGACGGCAACAUUUUAUUUAAGUGACGGUUGGGGCUACCGUAUUGUGCGUCCUGGUGACAAUGUGGAGCUCUUUCUUCACAAGCACGAACACCACGAAAAUCAUGAACACGGUGACCACGACGAUAAUGGGCAUGAUCACGAAGAUCAUCACAAUCAUCACGAUCAUCAUGGCAUUCUGACAGCGUGGAAGGAUCUAUAUUUCCCUCCAGUUUGUGGCCAAUUUGAAAGCACGAAUGAAAGACCCAUCACAUUCCAACCCGGUCGACCGACGAUACCAAACGCGCCGUCGCAAGGUGGUGAUGGGGAACCAUCUCGUCCCGUGGGAUUUCCUGCUAGACCUGGAACACCAGGAUCACCAGGGACUGCUGCACAACCCGGAUACCCAGGCACACCCGGCAGGCCCGGAACUCCAGGAACACCGGCAAUUCCAGCUCAACCAGGAUACCCCGGCACGCCCGGCAGACCUGGAACGCCAGGAACACCGGCUAUCCCUGCUCAACCAGGGUACCCAGGCACACCCGGCAGACCUGGCACCCCUGGUACUCCGGCAAUCCCAGCUCAACCAGGAUACCCCGGCACGCCCGGCAGACCUGGAACGCCAGGAACACCGGCAAUUCCAGCUCAACCAGGAUACCCCGGCACACCCGGCAGACCCGGAACGCCAGGAACACCGGCAAUUCCAGCUCAACCAGGAUACCCCGGCACACCCGGCAGACCCGGAACGCCAGGAAUACCGGCAAUUCCAGCUAAACCAGGAUACCCCGGCACACCCGGUAGACCUGGCACCCCCGGUACUCCGGCAAUCCCAGCUCAACCAGGAUACCCCGGCACACCCGGUAUACCCGGAACGCCAGGAACACCGGCAAUUCCAGCUCAACCAGGAUACCCCGGCACACCCGGCAGACCUGGCACACCUGGUACUCCGGCAAUCCCAGCUCAACCAGGAUACCCAGGCACACCCGGCAGACCUGGCACCCCCGGUACUCCGGCAAUCCCAGCUCAACCAGGAUACCCCGGCACACCCGGUAGACCGGGAACGCCAGGAACACCGGCAAUUCCAGCUCAACCAGGAUACCCCGGCACACCCGGUAGACCCGGAACGCCAGGAACACCGGCAAUUCCAGCUCAACCAGGAUACCCCGGCACACCCGGUAGACCCGGAACGCCAGGAACACCGGCAAUUCCAGCUCAACCAGGAUACCCCGGCACACCCGGUAAACCCGGAACGCCAGGAACACCGGCAAUCCCAGCUCAACCAGGAUACCCCGGCACACCCGGCAGACCUGGCACCCCCGGUACUCCGGCAAUCCCAGCUCAACCAGGAUACCCCGGCACACCCGGCAGACCUGGCACCCCCGGUACUCCAGCAAUCCCAGCUCAACCGGGAUACCCCGGCACACCCGGCAGGCCUGGCACCCCCGGUACUCCAGCAAUCCCAGCUCAACCGGGAUACCCCGGCACACCCGGCAGACCUGGCACCCCUGGUACUCCAGCAAUCCCAGCUCAACCAGGAUACCCUGGCACACCCGGUAGACCCGGAACGCCAGGAACACCGGCAAUUCCAGCUCAACCAGGAUACCCCGGCACACCCGGUAGACCCGGAACGCCAGGAACACCGGCAAUUCCAGCUCAACCAGGAUACCCCGGCACACCCGGUAGACCCGGAACGCCAGGAACACCGGCAAUUCCAGCUCAACCAGGAUACCCCGGCACACCCGGUAGACCCGGAACGCCAGGAACACCGGCAAUCCCAGCUCAACCAGGAUACCCCGGCACACCCGGCAGACCUGGCACCCCCGGUACUCCAGCAAUCCCAGCUCAACCGGGAUACCCCGGCACACCCGGCAGACCUGGCACCCCUGGUACUCCAGCAAUCCCAGCUCAACCAGGAUACCCUGGCACACCCGGUAGACCCGGAACGCCAGGAACACCGGCAAUUCCAGCUCAACCAGGAUACCCCGGCACACCCGGUAGACCCGGAACGCCAGGAACACCGGCAAUUCCAGCUCAACCAGGAUACCCCGGCACACCCGGUAGACCCGGAACGCCAGGAACACCGGCAAUUCCAGCUCAACCAGGAUACCCCGGCACACCCGGGAAACCCGGAACGCCAGGAACACCGGCAAUCCCAGCUCAACCAGGAUACCCCGGCACACCCGGCAGACCUGGCACCCCCGGUACUCCGGCAAUCCCAGCUCAACCAGGAUACCCCGGCACACCCGGCAGACCUGGCACCCCUGGUACUCCAGCAAUCCCAGCUCAACCAGGAUACCCCGGCACACCCGGCAGACCUGGCACCCCCGGUACUCCAGCAAUCCCAGCUCAACCGGGAUACCCCGGCACACCCGGCAGGCCUGGCACCCCCGGUACUCCAGCAAUCCCAGCUCAACCGGGAUACCCCGGCACACCCGGCAGACCUGGCACCCCUGGUACUCCAGCAAUCCCAGCUCAACCAGGAUACCCUGGCACACCCGGUAGACCCGGAACGCCAGGAACACCGGCAAUUCCAGCUCAACCAGGAUACCCCGGCACACCCGGUAGACCCGGAACGCCAGGAACACCGGCAAUUCCAGCUCAACCAGGAUACCCCGGCACACCCGGUAGACCCGGAACGCCAGGAACACCGGCAAUCCCAGCUCAACCAGGAUACCCCGGCACACCCGGCAGACCUGGAACGCCAGGAACACCGGCAAUCCCAGCUCAACCAGGAUACCCCGGCACACCCGGUAUACCCGGAACGCCAGGAACACCGGCAAUCCCAGCUCAACCAGGAUACCCAGGCACACCCGGCAGACCUGGCACCCCCGGUACUCCGGCAAUCCCAGCUCAACCUGGAUACCCCGGCACACCCGGCAGACCAGGAACGCCAGGAACACCGGCAAUCCCAGCUCAACCAGGAUACCCCGGCACACCCGGUAUACCCGGAACGCCAGGAACACCGGCAAUCCCAGCUCAACCAGGAUACCCAGGCACACCCGGCAGACCUGGCACUCCCGGUACUCCGGCAAUCCCAGCUCAACCAGGAUACCCCGGCACGCCCGGCAGACCAGGCACCCCCGGUACUCCGGCAAUCCCAGCUCAACCAGGAUACCCUGGCACACCCGGCAGACCAGGCACCCCCGGUACUCCGGCAAUCCCAGCUCAACCAGGAUACCCUGGCACACCCGGCAGACCUGGCACCCCUGGUACUCCAGCAAUCCCAGCUCAACCAGGAUACCCCGGCACACCCGGUAUACCCGGAACGCCAGGAACACCGGCAAUCCCAGCUCAACCAGGAUACCCAGGCACACCCGGCAGACCUGGCACCCCCGGUACUCCGGCAAUCCCAGCUCAACCAGGAUACCCUGGCACACCCGGCAGACCAGGCACCCCCGGUACUCCGGCAAUCCCAGCUCAACCAGGAUACCCUGGCACACCUGGCAGACCUGGCACCCCUGGUACUCCGGCAAUCCCAGCUCAACCAGGAUACCCUGGCACACCCGGCAGACCCGGAACUCCAGGAACACCGGCAAUUCCAGCUCAACCAGGAUACCCUGGCACACCCGGCAGACCUGGCACACCUGGUACUCCGGCAAUCCCAGCUCAACCGGGAUAUCCAGGCACACCUGGCAGACCUGGCACACCUGGUACUCCGGCAAUCCCAGCUCAACCAGGAUACCCUGGCACACCUGGCAGACCUGGCACCCCUGGUACUCCGGCAAUCCCAGCUCAACCAGGAUACCCCGGCACACCCGGCAGACCUGGCACCCCUGGUACUCCGGCAAUCCCAGCUCAACCAGGAUACCCCGGCACACCCGGCAGGCCUGGCACCCCUGGUACUCCGGCAAUCCCAGCUCAACCAGGAUACCCUGGCACACCUGGCAGACCUGGCACCCCUGGUACUCCGGCAAUCCCAGCUCAACCAGGAUACCCUGGCACACCUGGCAGACCUGGCACCCCUGGUACUCCGGCAAUCCCAGCUCAACCAGGAUACCCCGGCACACCCGGCAGGCCUGGCACCCCUGGUACUCCGGCAAUCCCAGCUCAACCAGGAUACCCUGGCACACCUGGCAGACCUGGCACCCCUGGUACUCCGGCAAUCCCAGCUCAACCAGGAUACCCCGGCACACCCGGCAGACCCGGAACUCCAGGAACACCGGCAAUUCCAGCUCAACCAGGAUACCCCGGCACACCCGGCAGACCUGGCACACCUGGUACUCCGGCAAUUCCAGCUCAACCAGGAUACCCCGGCACACCCGGCAGACCUGGCACACCUGGUACUCCGGCAAUCCCAGCUCAACCGGGAUAUCCAGGCACACCCGGCAGGCCUGGCACCCCUGGUACUCCGGCAAUCCCAGCUCAACCAGGAUACCCUGGCACACCUGGCAGACCUGGCACCCCUGGUACUCCGGCAAUCCCAGCUCAACCAGGAUACCCCGGCACACCCGGCAGACCCGGAACUCCAGGAACACCGGCAAUUCCAGCUCAACCAGGAUACCCCGGCACACCCGGCAGACCUGGCACACCUGGUACUCCGGCAAUCCCAGCUCAACCGGGAUAUCCAGGCACACCCGGCAGACCUGGCACACCUGGUACUCCGGCAAUCCCAGCUCAACCAGGAUACCCUGGCACACCUGGCAGACCUGGCACCCCUGGUACUCCGGCAAUCCCAGCUCAACCAGGAUACCCCGGCACACCCGGUAAACCCGGAACUCCAGGAACACCAGCAAUUCCAGCUCAACCAGGAUACCCUGGCACACCCGGUAGACCUGGCACACCUGGUACUCCGGCAAUCCCAGCUCAACCGGGAUAUCCAGGCACACCCGGCAGACCUGGCACACCUGGUACUCCGGCAAUCCCAGCUCAACCAGGAUACCCUGGCACACCUGGCAGACCUGGCACCCCUGGUACUCCGGCAAUCCCAGCUCAACCAGGAUACCCCGGCACACCCGGUAAACCCGGAACUCCAGGAACACCAGCAAUUCCAGCUCAACCAGGAUACCCUGGCACACCCGGUAGACCCGGAACGCCAGGAACACCGGCUAUCCCAGCUCAACCAGGAUACCCCGGCACACCCGGCAGACCUGGCACCCCUGGUACUCCAGCGAUCCCAGCUCAACCAGGAUACCCCGGCACACCCGGUAGACCCGGAACUCCAGGAACACCGGCAAUUCCAGCUCAACCAGGAUACCCCGGCACACCCGGUAGACCUGGAACUCCAGGAACACCGGCAAUUCCUGCUCAACCAGGAUACCCCGGCACACCUGGCAGACCUGGCACCCCUGGUACCCCGGCAAUCCCAGCUCAACCAGGAUACCCUGGCACACCCGGUAGACCCGGAACUCCAGGAACACCGGCAAUUCCAGCUCAACCAGGAUACCCCGGCACACCUGGCAGACCUGGCACCCCUGGUACCCCGGCAAUCCCAGCUCAACCAGGAUACCCUGGCACACCCGGUAGACCCGGAACUCCAGGAACACCGGCAAUCCCAGCUCAACCAGGAUACCCCGGCACACCCGGUAGACCUGGAACUCCAGGAACACCGGCAAUUCCUGCUCAACCAGGAUACCCCGGCACACCUGGCAGACCUGGCACCCCUGGUACCCCGGCAAUCCCAGCUCAACCAGGAUACCCUGGCACACCCGGUAGACCCGGAACUCCAGGAACACCGGCAAUUCCAGCUCAACCAGGAUACCCCGGCACACCUGGCAGACCUGGCACCCCUGGUACCCCGGCAAUCCCAGCUCAACCAGGAUACCCUGGCACACCCGGUAGACCCGGAACUCCAGGAACACCGGCAAUCCCAGCUCAACCAGGAUACCCCGGCACACCCGGUAGACCUGGAACUCCAGGAACACCGGCAAUUCCUGCUCAACCAGGAUACCCCGGCACACCUGGCAGACCUGGCACCCCUGGUACCCCGGCAAUCCCAGCUCAACCAGGAUACCCUGGCACACCCGGUAGACCCGGAACUCCAGGAACACCCGCAAUCCCAGCUCAACCAGGAUACCCUGGCACACCCGGUAGACCCGGAACUCCAGGAACACCGGCAAUUCCAGCUCAACCAGGAUACCCCGGCACACCUGGCAGACCUGGCACCCCUGGUACCCCGGCAAUCCCAGCUCAACCAGGAUACCCUGGCACACCCGGUAGACCCGGAACUCCAGGAACACCGGCAAUUCCCGCUCAACCGGGAUAUCCCGGAAAACCUGGAACUCCGGGAACACCCGCGAUUCCAGCCCAACCUGGAUAUCCUGGCAGUCCUGGCUAUCCUGGUUACCCUGGCUAUCCUAGCUAUCCAGAGCCUGGUUAUCCUGGUUAUCCCGGCUAUCCCGGCUAUCCAGAGCCAGGUACACAACCGGAACCUGGAUAUCCUGGCUAUCCUGGUUACCCUGGGGCACCAAACGGUCCGAUUGGCGGAAUAGGGCCUGAAGGGCCUGUAGGUGGUAUCGGCGGCGACGGUGGCAUUGGAGGUGAUGGCGGCGUUGGCGGCGAAGGUGGCGUUGGGCCCGACGGUCCGGAUGGUCCUUGGCCAACAGGUCCCCCAGGGCCAGAUGGACCGUGGCCUGGUGAUCCAGACUAUGUUCCUCGAGCACAACCUACACAGCGUCCAUCGUAUUUCAACAAACAGAACGUUCCAUACACUCCCAUCACUGCCGGAUCUUUUAUCGAAUCGAAAUAUCCAGAAUCCAAAAAACUCACAUCCGAUUCUAUGUAUAAUUCUCCAACUAGGCAGCUCAGCUCCGCAAAUGGAAACUCCGAAGGUACAAAGAAAACAGCCAGUAAUCAAGGCUUGAUCGAAAAAUUCAAGCAAUCAAAUCAAUCGCCAAAAUCAGACUAUACCGAACCUCAGGUGCAACCUGACGCAGCAGGUCAAGCAAGGAUUCCAAAUUCCGCCGAACAGAGUCAAUGAAGGUAGACCAGUAGGUCGUCCAGUGCAGCCCGAAUUAUCUGGAAAUCCAGUGAACGGGCAAUUCAUAUCGCAUCAAGAUAGCCGUGAACAAAUCAACGAAUACCAAAAAGCCGACGGCAGCAUAGAGACAAACGGUAAACCCGGUACAUCUGAACCAGAUGUUUAUCAAUUUGACUUUCGGCGGAAGCAGGGCCUGUACUCUGAAAAACAUAACUAUGAGGCAAACAAACGGUUUGAACAGAAACAGAUUGACGCAAAUUUUACAAAGCCAGUAGGUCAACCAGAUAAAGGGCAAACUGGACUAGCUCCCAUAUCUGGUAGACCAGGCAAAAAAAUGCAGCUUGACGAAUUUCAACAACUCGAAACAUCUGACAAAACAAAUCCUGAUACUGAAUCGAUCCAGCCAGCUGCUCCCACAUCCUCAACGCCGUUUGAGCGAGAUCCUACUAUCGGAGCCAUCGGCGUACAACCGCCCCGCUCUCAACAAAGUAAACCAGUUCCACUUUCCAUAGGACCAGAUCCACAAGCUUGCCCAUGUUAUCUAGUCGAAUCUAAUACCACUUCGUCACUGACGACGACUAGUACCACGCCAACUCCUUUAAUCGGCCAAUUAGGCUUUAUACCUGUUGUCUUUGUCCCAUUCUGUCCUGGUGAAAAAGCAGACAGUGAAAAAAUGAAGUCAAUAUUUCCGACUGCCACCCCAGUUCCGUAUCCUUGUGACGUCUGUGGACCACAUGAAGCAAAGAUAACGACACAGUACCUUGACUUGAAUCAGCUUGGUAGUCUUAAGCAUCUAAAAGAAGCUUUGAGCCAGGCGAAACUUGGACUCUUGAACAUCCCUAUCGACAGGCGCCUUCUCAGACGAAAGGUCAAGAGAAUGAAAAUAGAAUGAUAAUUUAAGCUAGAAAAAUAUUGCUCUUCUUUUUGUACAGCACGACGUAGAGUUCAUUGAGUAAAUCAAAUAGAGGCUGGUUGACGUUGAAAUGGUGAGAGUGCCCGUCCGUCAGCUGCUGGACAGCUGAUGGAUGGCCAGGUAGAGGUUAUUGGUGCCGGGGCUAUUUUCUUCAUCUGACUAUUGGAGCGAGGAUUCACGUGCCUUCCAGCUCACCAUUUCUCCGUAAAUCAACGCCUAAAAUCAACUUUCUUCGUAAGAACCAUGUUGUAUUCUUUAAAGUAAGUUCACGUAUUUACCAUUCGACCAUGUAAAAUAAAUGAAUAAGCUGCUGCACCCCGUAGUGUCGUAUACUAUGGACGUCAGAUCGUUAAGUAAUUUUGUAAUACCAUUUGUCCAAUAUUUGUGUAUGUACGUGUAUCACGCUCCUGAACGUGAGGACAAAUGACAAACGUUUAUAAAUAAAUGAUACAUUUUUUGAAUGCACAA
Neodiprion virginianus is the source of this 8660-nucleotide messenger RNA. Its product is annotated as collagen alpha-2(IV) chain-like. The transcript has 9 exons. NCBI's taxonomy places the organism in Eukaryota, Metazoa, Arthropoda, Insecta, Hymenoptera, Diprionidae. The record is from RefSeq and is a predicted model, not a curated record. Bases 116 to 7279 code for a protein of 2387 amino acids.